Molecule: messenger RNA, 1264 nt
Organism: Argentina anserina (silverweed cinquefoil)
Lineage: Eukaryota; Viridiplantae; Streptophyta; Magnoliopsida; Rosales; Rosaceae
Exons: 1
Coding region: 103-1101 (332 amino acids)
Source: RefSeq, a predicted model, not a curated record
CCUCCUCCAACUCAAUUAACUUCUGUAUCCUCAGUUCCUCACCUCAUAUAUACUUGCAUUAUCUCCCUGAAUCAGAAACCCAUUCAAGAAAAAGCUGCAACUAUGGAUAGAGAACAAGAUGAAUUGCAGUUCCUUGGUAUUUUUGGCAUCUGCAAAGAAUCCUUCAAGAUUAUAUACAACUGGAGAAAAAUCUUCAGCCAAAUCACCUUGACCUUGAUCCUCCCUUUGAGCUUCAUCUUCUUGGCUCACAUAGAAAUCUCCAACAUCCUCCUCAAUAGGAUCAUCUACAACGAAAACAUCUUGGACGAGAAGAGAGGGGCAGACAGCGCCGCCCGCGACGUCAUCACCAAAGAAUGGGCAACUUACUGGCUCUUCAAGGCUGCUUACUUCACUUUGAUGCUCAUCUUCGGCCUCCUCUCCACCUCCGCGGUCGUGUACACCAUCGCAUGCGUUUACACCGCCCGGGAAAUCACCUUCAAGAAGAUCAUGAGCGUUGUCCCAAAGGUCUGGAAGCGCGUGAUGAUCACCUUCGUGUGCACCUUCCUGGCUUUCUUCCUCUACAACCUAGUGGCAAUAGUAGUCCUAAUUGUUUGGUUUGUUGCCAAUGGAACAAGAGAUUCCGCCGCCGGAACCAUAUUCGGUUUCUUUUUACUGAUCAUAUACAUUAUUGGGUUCGUUUACAUGACCAUAAUCUGGCAACUUGCUAGCGUCGUCUCGGUGUUGGAAGAAAUGAGAGGGAUCAAAGCCAUGGUCAAGAGCAAGAAGCUACUCAAGGGGAACAUGUGGAUGGCUACAAUCAUCUUCUUCACGCUCAAUGUUUUAGCAGCUGCUAUUCAGUUCGCUUUUCAGGUGUUGGUUGUGAGUCGCGAUCGACCGACGUUUGGGAUGAUUGGCAGGAUCGGCUUCGGUGUUCUAUGUUUGUUGUUGCUGUUUAAGUUGAUUCUGUUUGCCCUCGUCAUCCAAACGGUUCUAUACUUCGUCUGCAAAUCCUAUCACCAUGAAAAUAUCGACAAAUCAGCCUUGUCGGAUCACCUCGAGGUUAUAUAUCUGGGAGACUAUGUUCCUCUGAAGUCUAAGGAUGUUCAGCUUGAGCAGGUUUAAAAUUGUACUAUUUUUCGUGUCUUUGACCCAAAUUGCUGUAAUAUAUACAUACCUACCUAUCUUAAUGGAGUGAGUAUCGCAUUUCAGAAUAUGGUCUAUGUAUUAUUUAGUGAUCGAAGUAUAUAUAUAUAGCCAUAAUCAUAAACUGGUUCUUCAAUUUCUA